AAUCCAAAAUCAAGAACAAAACAACAACAGCAACACUCUUCAACCUGAGGCUACAAGCAACGGGGCAACCGGGGCAAAUAGUUGUCGUUUGUUCCCCACGCGCUUGCGUGUUGCUGCUGCUUUUCUCUGGCAAUCCGUCCGCCAGUUGGCCCACUACCAGCGCCUCGCAUCGGCGCUGCCUGCCUUCAGUCUUCAACUCGUGUCGUUCCUAAAUUCAACGUGAACGCCAGCAAAAUUGUCUCAAUGAUUGGCUCCUCGAGUAUUGAGUUGCAACUGAUGCCGAAAAGUGCGCCAAGUGAUUUGCACAAUUUCCCCUUAUAACGAAUACCUCAAAUAAUUCAAGUCAGUAAACGACUGUAAACAUAACCAAAGUCAGCGAAAACGCUAAAAACAAAACACAAACAAACAAAAUUCAACAGAAACUAGUUAUUAACGCGUUAGUCAUAGUUAAAGCCAAAAAUGAUAAUGGACAGAAGCGAUAAUGUAAGCGAGAAUGCCUGGACCAAACUGCUGCCAGAGGAUAAGAGCAAAGGAGCUGUGAUUGUCAAAAUGACACAAAAUAAUAAUGAGAAUAUCAAGGAGACGACACCACUUAAUAUUGACCAUCUGACGGCCCAGGCAAUAGCCGUAGCGGCAGGAUUACCCACCAGCGGUGGUGGUGCUGCUGCUGGUGGUGCAGAAGGAGCUGCAACUGGCGACCAGGUCUACAAUAGAACUGCUACCUAUGCCUCGGGCAUUAAUAGCACCGGCGGCGAAUCAAGUGGAAGUGGUACACAAUUAUCACGCAAAGAAUCCAUUCUGGGAACAUUCCAUAGACAUAUAAGAAGAUCAAUCAAGGCGGUUAGUGAAUCGCCAGGACCACUAACAAGGUAUCGGCAGACACGCUUCAGCUCGCGGCGUGUACGAAAACGUGUGGUCUUCAAGCAUGGCGAAUGUAAUGUGGUUCAGGGCAAUGUGGCCAAAAGACGUCGUCGCUAUCUACAGGAUAUCUUUACCACUCUGGUGGAUGCACAGUGGCGCUGGACGCUGCUGGUAUUUGCCGCCAGUUUUGUCAUCUCAUGGGCAUUUUUUGCAUUCAUCUGGUGGAUCAUUGCGUAUGCCCACAAUGAUUUGGAAUACAUUAAUCUGAGCGAAACCCAGCCGGAACUGGUGGCCAAUAUGACGCAUACAGUAUGUGUGACCCAGGUGAAGAGCAUGAUGACGGCUUUCCUCUACUCGAUUGAGACGCAGACAACAAUUGGCUACGGCAAUCGUUAUGUGACCGAAGAGUGUCCCGAGGCCAUAUUUACCAUGUGCAUACAGUGCAUCACUGGCGUCUUUAUUCAAGCAUUUAUGGUGGGCAUUGUGUUUGCCAAGUUAUCGCGUCCCAAAAAACGUGCCCAGACGUUGCUCUUCUCGAGAAAUUCGGUAAUCUGCCAUCGGGAUGGUAUGCCAUGUCUGAUGUUCCGAGUCGGUGAUAUGCGCAAGUCGCACAUCAUUGAGGCCCAUAUCCGUGCCCAGAUUAUCCGCAAGAAGGUGACCAAAGAAGGUGAGGUGUUGCCCUUCUAUCAACAGGAGUUGCAUGUGGGCGCUGAUGGCGGUGAGGAUCGAUUGAUGUUUAUCUGGCCCACGACUAUAGUGCAUAAAAUUGAUCGGAAUAGUCCGCUAUAUAUGCUCUCCGCCACGGAUAUGCUCAAGGAACGCUUCGAAGUGGUCGUUAUGUUGGAGGGUGUUAUCGAGUCCACUGGCAUGACAACGCAGGCUCGUACCAGUUAUUUGCCAUCGGAGAUACUGUGGGGCCAUCGUUUCGUCAAUGUGGUGUCGUUUCGCAAGGAAACUGGUGAAUACGAGGUGGACUACACGCUCUUUAACAACACAUACGAUGUGGAUACACCUCUGUGCAGUGCCAAGCAGUUGGACGAUCUAAAGCUGGAGUACACAAAAAGUCCAAAAGGCAGUCUAGCUCCCUUUCCAGAUCGUACACUGUCGGCCAGCAUGUUCCAGCGCAUUGCAUCGGCCGCUUCGGUUGAUCAUUUGGAUCCGGCCAGUGAUGAAUCGCUGGAUUCGGGUCGUCUGCAAAUCCGCUCCCAUUCCAUACCCAACGGCGUGCUGGCCAGCGAACUGGAGCCGUUGAAUAACAACUCCAAGCACCCUGGGGCAUCCUUUACUAUGGGUGGCCUGACUAUUACCACAACUGCGCCCAGCAUACCAAACCUGACAAGUAUUAACGAGAGAACCAAUUCUGGUAAUUCCAUAAAUAGCAGUGACUACAACAGCAACAACAAUAGCCUCAGCACACUGGCCAUUGCCGGUGCUAGUGGUGGUGGUGCCAGUGGUGCAGGUGGUGGCAUAGCCAUUGUACCCAGUUCGGCCAGCAGCCGUAAGCAAAAUAAUCCACGACGUCUAAGCAUCAAGCAGGAUCAGCUGCCCAUUGAUUCCAUUUGUUGAUAUUAUUAAAUAACACUAAUCUGAGUGAGGAAAAGUGAACCCAGGACCCCUCCCCCCGACGUGUGCCCUCUCCUCAUUUUCCCCCCACGACCAGAAACUGAUGUUGUAUUUUAUAAGUGUUAGGCUCCUAAUUUCUAAACCAAUUUCAAGUGAAUGCUACAAAAUAAGCUAGAAAGAUUCCGAGGGAACUCAACUGUCAUAGAUCCUAGCGUGUGUGCGUAUGUGCGUGUGUGUAUGUGAUCCUUUUUAAAAUGCUGAAACGAUUGCUAUCCCCGCUUUUUUGAUUGCAUGGAUGUGUUAAUUAAGUUAAUGAAUGAUUUUUACAUUGUUAGUUUUUAGUUGUAAUGAAUUUAUUAAAAAUAAGCCUAAAAGUUGAUAUUAUCACAAAUUAUGAUGUGAACACACACCCAAACCAACACUUACACACACAAAAAAUAAACACAAAAAAAAAACACAAUAUAAAGACCAAAAUGCCGCAACAUUUUCUAGCCAAAUAUCUGUAAUUAGCUCGAGCUCAAUGUAAUCUAAACUUUAACAAUUAGUAAAACAGAUUCAGCACGUUUUUUAAAAGUAUUUGUAUUCCCCUUAAUCCUCCAAUUAUGUAUAUCAUAUGUAGUUAAAUAUUUUAAUUACUCAACGAUCUAAUAGAUAUUAUUGCAAAUUUUAAAGUAAACGGCACCACGAUCACUUGUUACAAACAAGGCAAACUUGAGCUUCAAUUAAAAACAAAAAAUAAAAACAAAAUGUGUGGACAAUAAAAUUGUAUGAAUAUGUGAACGAACUAAUUGAUGUAUUUUAAAUUUUAAGUGUAAUAAUAAUGAAGAUUGUGAAUAUGAAAGACCGAAAAUAUAUACAGAAAUGCAAAAGAAAA
Molecule: messenger RNA, 3298 nt
Organism: Drosophila willistoni
Lineage: Eukaryota; Metazoa; Arthropoda; Insecta; Diptera; Drosophilidae
Gene: Irk1
Product: G protein-activated inward rectifier potassium channel 3
Exons: 6
Coding region: 460-2427 (655 amino acids)
Biological process (GO): regulation of monoatomic ion transmembrane transport; potassium ion import across plasma membrane
Cellular component (GO): plasma membrane
Molecular function (GO): inward rectifier potassium channel activity
Source: RefSeq, a predicted model, not a curated record